UGUGUGAUUCUGGUAAACAGCUGACCUCUCCCUUUGCGAGCUCUGCCCUCCUCCUCUUCUCUCUGGAUUCUGCAGUACCUCUACUGUGUGGAACUGCAUUAACUAACAAGCCAGUUUGAUAUCAUUUGACUUAUCAAUCAUGCCUUUGGAGAACUUGUUUGGAUCAAAGGGGAGACUAGUGCUGAGCGCUCUUCUUGUUUGUGCCAUAGUCUUCGAAUUAGCUUAUUGUCAAAAAGAGGCUCAACAACAGAAGAUUAAUCCAGGAAGGAAGCCAAAGCCGAGCAUUACCAAACUUGGGAGGUCAACAAACAAAUCACCCAGAGCUGUAACAGCCAAACCAAAGAUCAAAGCUACACCUGCAGCCCCAGCACAGACUUUCCUCACACAGGUGCUAAACAGAGGGAAGUUUAAAAAGGUGGUAGACAAUAUAAGUGUGCAGUCAGGAGACACCCUGGAGCUGAGAUGCAGGGGCAAACCUGUGCAGUGGAGCGUCCCCACAUACCUGGAGGAGGAUGAUGAUGGAAGGCUCAGUAUUGUCCAACAGGCGCGAUAUGGUGUCCUGACAUUGGUCAACACUACGGGUGCAGACACUGGGGAGUUCAGCUGUUAUCCGAUGUACUGUGAAGACACCGACUGCAGGAAGGAGUAUGACAAAGCUGUGAAAGUAUUUGUCUUCUUUCCCGACCCACAAGAACUAUUUGUCCCGUCGGCUGACUACUAUGAGGCCAUUCAGCUGAGAACCAACUGGCCUACGCUCCUCCCCUGCCAGGUGACUUCACCCGAGGCAAAAGUGUCUCUGCACCGUGAGUUUCCUCCAGUUGAGGUGGCAGUGGACGGGAAAGAGAUCUCCUUUAAUGUCAAAAAGGGCUUCACCAUUCAUCGCCCCCGGCCUCAUCAUGCUGGAGCCUUGUUCUGUGUCGCCAGUCUGGGCAACCUGAGGCAGAGCUCCACCAAGUACAUGCUCAUCUAUGUUAACUACCCCAUGGCUCCUCCUGCUCCAGUGAUCCAGGGCUCACCUAGCUCGGUGACUGUGGGGGAGAAUCUGCGCGUCAGCUGCUCUGUGGUGGGGGAGCAGGACGUGGCUGUGGAGUUCACUUGGGAUUACCCAGGACAGCAGAUUGGGAGGCCUCUGUACACUCAGGACAGCAUCAGUCCAGUGGGUGGAGGCACGGCCCAACAGCAGACUCAGUCUGUCCUCCUGGUGGAUGAGGUGCGGGACGUGGACCAAGGAACAUACACCUGCACUGCCCAGAACCUGCAAGGAGCCAAAUCAGUUUCCACUACUGUUCAAGUGGUCCCCAAAGCAAAACCUAAGAAACAAAAACCAUAAAGACUAGGUGAUAUAAUAAAGAAAAGAGAGGGAGAGGUUGGAUAUCAGAUGCGACAUUAUGGUUCGUCAAAAGUACUGAACGGUAUUUAAUCAGUCACAUAUCAAUAUAUAAAUACACAAACUAUCGUAUUCUUUUUAUAUUGCUAUAAACACACACAAUUAUGAGAGAUGUUGUUGUUUAGAUGAAUGUAUGUAAAUUGUGGUGCAUCAAGCAGAUUGUGUUUUUGAGGUUUUAUAUACACAUUGUUAACUGUCUCUUUCUACAUUUUUCUUAUUGUGCAUGACCCUGCCUAAGAGGAAGUCAUAUAAAAUAAUAUAAAAUAAACAUUAUUAUUAUUAUUAUUAUUAUUAUUAUUAUUAUUAUUAUUAUUAGACAGUUAUGUUAGAAAUGAUUUCCAUACACAUAGCUUGAUGUUUAUUAUCAUCAUAAAAUUGGGACAUAUUAAGUGAUAAUUAUGUUGCUUAUCAUAAUAAUUAACAUUAAACUGUGAUGGCCUGUGAUUUUUCAUAGACACCAUCCUCUGAUAAAUUUGGCAUAUCAAAUAAUGGAAGUUGGACAAUUACAUUAAUAGAAAAAUGUUCUUACACCAAGAAACAAAAUGAUGAGCCUUUAUCUUGAUAAUCUGAAGAUUUGGUCACUUAUUCGUCAAAUCGACAAACACAUUGUUUGCCAUUUUUAACAAACAAACAUUUUCUCAUUCAAGCUUCUUAAAUUUAUUAGAUUUCUUCAGUUUUAUAUUUUGUCCUUUUACUAUAUGUAUGUUUCUGAUUGUUGGUAAGGCUUCUCAAGACAUGUGAUGACAUUUUGAGUUCUUGGAAAUGUGGUGCACAUUUUUCAGCAAUUGAUCAUUAGAAUAAUUCAACAACACGAGUUGCAACCUUCCAAACUAUAAUGAUAUUUCCCUCAAAGGAAUAGUGUAAUUAGCGAGUUAUACUCUUUCAGGGGGCAUAGUGGCAACAGUUUGAUGUUGGGGCCCUGUUGACCCCCACCAUUGACCCUGUGGUGUAGGCCUUGUACACAAGUGAGCAUCGAGUACAUUGCACACAAACACUAAAUAGGGCAGCUUCAUUAUGUGCCCAGAGAUCAACCAGCACUAUGAAAGAACAUUAAAAAAAGAAAUAGUAAUACACAAUCUGAGGUUAUUUGUGUUUCCAAGUUAGUGGGACCAAAAUAUUCUUGGUCAUUAUGUUUGCUCUUAUAUCACCUAGCUGAAGUUGUCUUAAAAUUGUGCCAGUUUUAUGCUUUUAACAGUUUAUUUUAUUUGCAUACUGACUGGCUUUUUACUAUUUCCUUUGUGUUUUACGACAGUUGCAUUCAUCUGCCUGUAUUGUUUGUGUUUUUUUGUAACAUCAUGCUGCUUUCUU
Molecule: messenger RNA, 2695 nt
Organism: Eleginops maclovinus (Patagonian blennie)
Lineage: Eukaryota; Metazoa; Chordata; Actinopteri; Perciformes; Eleginopidae
Product: platelet-derived growth factor receptor-like protein
Exons: 7
Coding region: 140-1330 (396 amino acids)
Source: RefSeq, a predicted model, not a curated record